CCACAAAUCGCUCCCGGCCCCCUCCUUCCUCCUCUCCCCCACCCGUACGGUCAAACAAGAGACCCCCCGCCCCCCUCUCUCCUCCACCUCCAUCUCCAGCGCUCGCCGCGAGAAGCCGAGAAGGAAGAGCCUGAGAAGGUAGCAUGGCGGACCAACUCACCGACGACCAGAUCGCCGAGUUCAAGGAAGCCUUCAGCCUAUUCGACAAGGACGGCGACGGUUGCAUCACAACCAAGGAGCUGGGAACAGUUAUGCGCUCGCUGGGGCAGAACCCAACCGAGGCAGAGCUCCAGGACAUGAUCAACGAGGUCGAUGCCGAUGGCAACGGCACCAUCGACUUCCCGGAGUUCCUCAACCUGAUGGCUCGCAAGAUGAAGGACACCGACUCGGAGGAAGAGCUCAAGGAGGCCUUCCGGGUGUUCGACAAGGACCAGAACGGUUUCAUCUCGGCCGCGGAGCUCCGCCACGUCAUGACCAACCUCGGCGAGAAGCUAACGGAUGACGAGGUCGACGAGAUGAUCCGCGAGGCUGACGUCGACGGGGACGGCCAGAUCAACUACGAGGAGUUCGUCAAGGUGAUGAUGGCCAAGUGAUCCAGCCGAUGUUCAUGUCCGGUGGUAUUAUUAUUUUUACCGGGGAGGAGGAAAUUGUGCUAUGCAUAUUAGUAGUAAGGAAUGCGGCUCUCGUUUCCUUGUCUUUGCCCCCGAACCAGAAGAAGCGUACUAGUAGACGUAGUUGCUCAAGAGCAUUCAUGGAAUCCUCCUCCCCUGCUGCUACCCUGUCUCUCUCCCGUGUGUCAUUGAAACAUCUUUCUUUCUGUGUGAAUCUGCAAGACUUGGCCCCUUCGCGAUGAACCCUGAUUGCAGUUGAAUCCGUUUGAUCCAAGUUC
Molecule: messenger RNA, 889 nt
Organism: Triticum dicoccoides
Lineage: Eukaryota; Viridiplantae; Streptophyta; Magnoliopsida; Poales; Poaceae
Product: calmodulin-1-like
Exons: 2
Coding region: 144-593 (149 amino acids)
Cellular component (GO): myosin II complex
Molecular function (GO): calcium ion binding
Source: RefSeq, a predicted model, not a curated record